Messenger RNA from Cladocopium goreaui, 1662 nucleotides. Lineage: Eukaryota; Dinophyceae; Suessiales; Symbiodiniaceae. The record is from the annotation of a GenBank genome assembly.
AUGCUACGCCGCGCGAUCUCGGCCUGCUGUUGCUAUGCAGUUCGAGCACAGGAUGCAGAAUGCCAAUCCAGUGGGACCAUCUGCUGCGCUCUGAAGUACGACGGCGCUCGGAAUUUCUUCAACCAGCAGGACUUACGGUGUGAAGCUCCUGCAGAUGACUGUGGUCCCAGCCAGGAAUAUGAUGCGCAGGUGAACAAGUGCAUCGAUGUGACCAAUGCCUUGUCAUCGGUGACGGAUGCGCCCAGCACUGCGCCGAGCAGCACAGGUUCUACAGCUGCAGCUUGCUCGACCUGCUGUGGAGAGCAUGGCACACCCGACUCAUCAGACCCAUCGGACAAAGAGCUAUGCGUUUGCGAUGUGGGUUGGACCAGCAGCGCUGUGCUGGGUCCAUGCAGUGUACAGGUCGCAGAGGCGACCACCAGCGUCUCGCCGGGCACCUCCACGGAGCGGCCCACGUCCAGCAGCUUCGGAUUGACCUUGACCUUCGCCAGUCUUUCAAAUCUGCUGUUGGGCAAUGGGCCGUUCGUGCUUCUACUGGCCAUUUUGGCUUGCUGUGUGUGUUGCUGCUUGUGUCGUUGUUGGAUUCGAAACUUCGGUUGCCGCAGUUGCUGCUGCUGUUACUUCUGCUGGGAGUCUCCAGGGCGCAAGUAUGCACGCCAGGUACCUCCACCGAUCCUUUGGGAGGAAGGCGCUGCCAGAGCAGUGAUGCCGCCGUUACCACCACCCAUUUCAUCACCGUUGGUGCUGGACAAAACGGGGCGCCGGUCAAGGGCUCAAGGGCUGACUGUGCAGCUGAAUCUGGAUAUCAUGGGAGGUGAGGAUCCCAUGUUUCAGGGUCCCAGGGUGAAUAUUUUUCCGGGCACGGAUUUCGAUGUGCGGGGCUUUCCUGGGGUUUCCUGGAUCACUGGGAACCCGAGUCGGGAAAGCAUCGAUUUCGAUGGUAGCGUUUUGUGUUUCCUGCAAGCGCACAGCCUGAGCCGUGCAGCGCCCGUCCACGUGCCGAAUUCAUUGCUCGACUGGAAAUCAGCAGGGGCAGCCAGCUAUUUUGAGACCGGAGAAAGCGUGGAAUGUCGACAGUUGGAGGAGCCCACCAAAAUGGAGCUUUGCACCGAGCAGGGCUACUUGCGCGGGGAGCAUAUGGCUGCGGAGUUUGGGCCUGAAGGUCAAUACCCCAUGCCCAACAGGCUCUACGCGCGCAGAUUGAAGCGAGGCGUCUACACCAGCCGAGACUUGUUUUUGCUGUGGCCUUUGGCUCAGCGUCUACGGUUGUUGGUCAACACCACCUUCGAUGAGGGCGGAGCGUUGGGAUUGGUGCAAUCGCUGGAAAGCGAGCGCGAGGCACAGUGCCUUUCUGGAAGAAGCGAAGAAACGGUUUUGGUUGCUUGGGAUCAUUGUAGUCUGCCUGCGCUGGCACAAGCACUGGGAUGUGAUGAGGAGACGUGCCUCGAUUGCUGGGACGAUGGAAACUUUGAGAAGCUGCUAUGGCUCAGGUCGUGGAAUCUCACGACCCGAGCCGUGUCGGAGCACUUCGCCCCUCCGCAAGGUUUCAUGGGAUACAGAGAGUGCUUGGGGAACCCGGCAGAGAGCAGCAACUAUGGCUUCGCCUGCAAACCACUGCAAGCAUGGAAGUCGUUGCCCAACGACCUCACAGGUCUACAUUGA